AAGAAAAAAUACAUGGAUAAAAGUGAAGUUAUCGUCCUUUUGUUUCUGUGAAAUCAGCUUUUGUGGCUUUGAUGACAUUGCCCACCCUGUCUGUCCAUUAAGGUGAUUGCUGCCAAACCUUGCUCAUUUAAUCACGACAUUAACCUAAUUCGAUAGCCGUCAUUAUAUUAAAGUGGGCGCUCGCUGGAGUGUUAAAUGUUAGCGCUGUGAAUGAUGUGUUGAGAAGUGUUGCUGACAUUGUUGUUACAGGACUUACUGGUUUGUGUGUACAUUCAGGGAGAAGUUGUGUGCUCUCCAUUGAUAUCUCGUCACCUGAAGAGCAAAUACUUUGUUAAUGUCAAGCUCAUAUACUCAGUGUGUGUGUGAGUGUGUGUGUUGAGUGAGUGUGUGUGUGUGUGUGUGCAGGAUUGCGUGUGUGGGUCCUGCCUGUUUAUGAAAGUUUGCAAAGUAGACGAGCGCCAGUUUGACUUGCAAAAUAGCGCUCACUUGGAGACUGGAGCUAGGGAGGAAUAACAAUUGUUCAGGAUCAUCAUCUUUCUCUCCCUGUCUCCACUGGUGACCUAACGACCAGCGCCAUGGGUGAAAUGGAGGAAUUGCGGAAGGAGAUGGAAAAUCUGAAAGACCAGAUCACUGCAGCUCGUAAGACGUUUCAGGACUCCACACUGCAGGAGGCGGCGGCCGGCGUCACGGUGGUGGGCCGGGUCCAGCUGAAGACCCGGAAAACUCUGAGGGGUCACCUGGCCAAGAUCUACGCCAUGCACUGGGGCACCGACUCCACGCUGUGUGUCAGCGCCUCACAAGAUGGAAAACUCAUCGUGUGGGACACCAUCACGACCAACAAGGUGAACGCCAUCCCUCUGAAGUCGUCGUGGGUGAUGACGUGUGCGUACGCGCCCUCGGGGAACCUGGUGGCGUGCGGCGGUCUGGACAACAUGUGCUCCAUCUACAACCUGAAGGGCAAAGACGGGAACGUCAAGGUCAUGAGGGAGCUGGCGGCGCACACAGGUUACCUGUCCUGCUGUCGCUUCCUGAGCGACACGGAGAUCAUCACCAGCUCUGGAGACUGCACCUGCGUACUGUGGGACAUCGAGACAGGGACCCAGAAGACGGUGUUCGCGGGACAUCAGGGCGACGCCAUGUCUCUGGGCGUGUCUCCAGACUUCAAGUUCUUCAUCUCAGGAGCGUGCGACUUCACGGCCAAACUGUGGGACAUCAGAGAGGCCGAGUGCAGACAGACCUUCGGAGGCCAUGAGAGCGACAUCAACGCUAUCGGGUUCUUCCCCAAUGGUAACGCGGUGAUCACGGGCUCGGACGACGCCACCUGCAAGCUGUACGACCUGCGGGCCGACCAGGAGCUGCUCACCUACCAGGACUCCAGCAUCAUGUGCGGGGUCACCUCCCUCGCCCCCUCCAAGUCAGGACGCCUGCUGCUGGCCGGGCACGACGACUUCAACGUCAACAUCUGGGACAUGCUGAAGGCCGAGAGAGUGGGAGUGCUGGCGGGUCACGACAACAGGGUGAGCUGCAUCGGGGUCUCCUCAGACGGGAUGGCGUGUUGCACAGGGUCCUGGGACAGCUUCCUGAAGAUCUGGAACUGAGGCUCCUCUUCAUCGAGCAGAGAGAGGAAGAGCGGCCCGGGAGAGAGGGGAGAAGAUUUAAAAAGAAAGAAAA
Gymnodraco acuticeps is the source of this 1671-nucleotide messenger RNA. It is a transcript of the gene gnb3a, whose product is annotated as guanine nucleotide binding protein (G protein), beta polypeptide 3a. The record is from RefSeq and is a predicted model, not a curated record. The transcript is spliced from 9 exons. Gene Ontology annotation, cellular component: cytoplasm; heterotrimeric G-protein complex. Lineage: Eukaryota; Metazoa; Chordata; Actinopteri; Perciformes; Bathydraconidae. Gene Ontology annotation, molecular function: signaling receptor complex adaptor activity; protein binding. Gene Ontology annotation, biological process: G protein-coupled receptor signaling pathway. The coding region runs from base 576 to 1598 and encodes 340 amino acids.